Sesamum indicum (sesame) is the source of this 573-nucleotide messenger RNA. Its product is annotated as heavy metal-associated isoprenylated plant protein 47. Gene Ontology annotation, molecular function: metal ion binding. NCBI's taxonomy places the organism in Eukaryota, Viridiplantae, Streptophyta, Magnoliopsida, Lamiales, Pedaliaceae. The record is from RefSeq and is a predicted model, not a curated record.
GUAAUAUCUUUUUGGUGUAGCAGUUAGUUGCCGGUAUUAAAUAUGCAUCAGACUCCGACUUCCCCCUCCAAUAUAAACCUGCCUGUAAUCCCAAAUUAAUUAAGGGACUAAUUACGUUUGUGCAUGUAGCCGGAAAUGAAGCAAAAGAUAGUGAUAAAGGUGGCGAUGGGGAGCGACAAGGCCAAGUCUAAGGCCAUGAAGAUUGCUGUUGCCAUGGAAGGAGUGAGCUCUGUGAGUGUGGGGAAAGAUAAUGAUCAGCUUCAGGUGGUCGGCGAAGGGGUUGAUUCUGUGUGUUUGGCCAAAUCUCUCCGGAAGAAAUUCUGUUUUGCUGACAUUGUAAGCGUCCAAGAAGUGAAGCCACCCAAACCGGAACCGACGCCAUGCCCCCAGCUGCCGUGCCUGCCACCCUGCGACUACCAGCCACCGUGGUUGGCGAUUCGGCACGAGUUCCCGGCUUGUGAGACGGGUCCUCCUGGCGGUUGCCCACUCAUGUGAUUUUUUACUUAAUGUUGAUGUGUGUAAUUAAUGAACCGUCAAAAUUUAAUUUAAUAAAUGAGUUUUUUAAGUUUAAAA